Impatiens glandulifera is the source of this 2568-nucleotide messenger RNA. Its product is annotated as extra-large guanine nucleotide-binding protein 3-like. The coding region runs from base 235 to 2514 and encodes 759 amino acids. The record is from RefSeq and is a predicted model, not a curated record. Gene Ontology annotation, cellular component: heterotrimeric G-protein complex. Gene Ontology annotation, biological process: adenylate cyclase-modulating G protein-coupled receptor signaling pathway. Gene Ontology annotation, molecular function: G-protein beta/gamma-subunit complex binding; guanyl nucleotide binding; GTPase activity. NCBI's taxonomy places the organism in Eukaryota, Viridiplantae, Streptophyta, Magnoliopsida, Ericales, Balsaminaceae. The transcript has 6 exons.
CGUCCGUCCCCCGCUUCCUCUCUUUCCAAGCUUUUUCAGCAAAUCUCCCCCCGCAUGCUAUUUCUCUUUAAAUUAGGAUGAUGAUGAUGAUCAUGAUCCUUAUCGGCCGGCGCUUUCUCAUGAUUCAGAGCUUCGAAAAGUUUUUAAAGUAACAAGAGAUUCGACAUCAGUUUGAGUUUGUCCCUUUCUCAGCUAUGAAACGUGAAAUUACAAACUGACCCACUUUCGAGAGAGAUGGAUAGGAAUGAAUCUGAUCUUCAUAAUUAUUCAAAAUCUCAAAUCCCUUUGCCCGUUUCUCGAAUCGUUGCUGCUGUUACUAACCAAAGCCCGAGAUUAUCCGGAAGUUCAGAAUCAGUCGUUUCCGUCUUGCAAAACCCAUGUUCCUCUUCCGCUUCCCUUUCGGCAUCUCCCAUUUCCAUUCAUAAGAGAAACCCAAUCGUGGGUUUUAAUAAUAAUAAUAAUACUCUAGAAAACCCACGAUUGGAGAAACAGAUUUUCCCAGAAUGUAUCUCUGUUUCUAAACGAAGGAACAGGAGAAGGGUCUGUUUCAGAUGCGGAAAAGGGAAGUGGGAGAUUAAGGAAUCGUGUCUCGUUUGCGACGCAAAAUACUGCGCCAACUGUGCGUUAAAGGCGAUGGGAUCGAUGCCGGAAGGUCGUAAAUGUCUGUCUUGCAUUGGCGAACCAAUUGACGAAACUAAAAGAUCCAAACUUGGUAAACCUACUAGGGUCUUGUCACGAUUGAUUAGCCCGUUAGAAGUGAAGCAGAUUAUGAAAGCUGAGAAAGAGUGUCCUGCGAAUCAGCUUCGGCCAGAGCAGAUAACUGUAAAUGGGUUUCCUCUUAAGCCGGUAGAGAUGUCUGAAUUGAUCGAAUGUUCUUUACCACCAAGAAAACUUAAGCCUGGGAAUUACUGGUAUGACAAAGAAUCUGGCUUUUGGGGAAAGGAAGGAGAGAAACCAGAUCGCAUUAUAAGUUCCAACUUAAACUUCACAGGAAAGCUUAAUCCUCGUGCCAGCCAUGGAAAUACUGAAGUUUUUAUGAAUGGUAGAGAAAUUACUAAACUUGAACUCAGAGUGUUAAAGCUCACAAUGGUGCGAUGUCAAAGGGACACCCAUUUCUGGGUUUAUGAUGAUGGUACAUAUGAAGAAGAAGCAAAUAACAAAAUCAAAAGGAACAUGUGGAGAAAGGCAUCUACCAGGUUUCUUUGUAGCUUGUUUUCUUUGCCUGUUCCUCAUGGGCAGCCUCGUAAAGACGACGAGCCAAGCAGUUAUACUACAAUCCCAUAUUCCCUGGACCAGAAAAAUAAUAAGAAGAAGAUUCAGAAGCUUCUUUUGCUUGGGCUUGAGAAUUCAGGAACCAGCACUAUAUUCAAGCAGGCUAAGUUUCUUUAUGGAAAUAAGUUCACUUCAGAAGAAUUGGAAGAGAUUAAGCUUAUGAUUCAGAGUAAUAUGUAUAGAUAUCUUAGCGUUCUGCUAGAUGCACGAGAACGCUUUGAAGAAGAGGCGGUUUCGAAAGCUUUAGAUUCAGAUGGAGAGUGCGUUUAUUCCAUUAACCCGAGGUUGAAGAAUUUCUCCAACUGGCUUCUAGAUAUUAUAGCCACGGGAGACCUAGACGCGUUCUUCCCUGGGGCAACACGAGAAUACGCACCUCUGGUUGAAGAGGUAUGGAAGGAUCCCGCCAUUCAAGAGACUUAUAGAAGAAAAGAUGAACUUCACUUUCUUCCUGAUGUGGCUGAAUACUUCUUAACAAGGGCAAUUGAAAUAUCGAGUAACGAAUAUGAGCCUUCCGAACGAGACAUACUAUACGCAGAAGGUGUCACGCAAAGAAAUGGUUUGGCUUUCAUGGAGUUCUCCUUAGAUGAUCAUAGCCCAAUGUUGGAAACUUACACCGAAAACCAAAUGCCACCACUAACAAGGUACCAACUAAUCAGGGUAAAUGCGAAAGGUAUUAACGAGGGAUGCAAAUGGGUAGAAAUGUUUGAAGAUGUGGGCGUAGUUAUUUUUUGCGUUUCAUUGAGCGAUUACAAUAAAAUGUCGCAUUCCCCUGAAACCGGGGGUGGUAGUGGAUUGCUACUGAGGAACAAGAUGAUUCAGAGUAGAGAACUAUUCGAGGCAGUGAUAGGGCAUUCAUCUUUUAAGAAUAGAUCUUUUGUGCUUGUACUAAACAAAUAUGAUACAUUUGAAGGAAAGGUAAACAAGGUCCCUCUAAGUUGUUGCGAGUGGUUCAAUGAUUUCAGCCCGGUUACAACCCAUCACCAGUCAUUGGCUCAACAAGCUUACUAUUAUGUGGCAACAAAAUUCAAAGAGGUUUACGCUACGACGACUGGGAGGAAGCUUUUCGUGUGGCAAGGACGGGCUAGGGAUCGAGUGAAUGUUGAGGAAGGAUUGAAGUAUGUAAGAGAGGUUGUUAAAUGGGAUGAAGAGAAGGAAGAUGUUAACUAUGGGUUCCAAGAUGAUUCUUUCUAUAGUAUAAAUACUGAUGAUAUGAUCAGCUCUUCGCAAUUUGUUAACUUGUAGACAAAGAGUUGAGAAAAGUGUUAUGUUUGAAAUAGCAUUAAAUAUUCAAUUUUU